This is a messenger RNA of Pelobates fuscus (common spadefoot toad), 925 nucleotides long. RefSeq names its product placenta-expressed transcript 1 protein-like. Gene Ontology annotation, cellular component: external side of plasma membrane; apical plasma membrane. The transcript has 8 exons. NCBI's taxonomy places the organism in Eukaryota, Metazoa, Chordata, Amphibia, Anura, Pelobatidae. Bases 59 to 727 code for a protein of 222 amino acids. The record is from RefSeq and is a predicted model, not a curated record. Gene Ontology annotation, biological process: wound healing, spreading of epidermal cells; negative regulation of cell-matrix adhesion; positive regulation of cell migration.
UGACAGUUUCACUAGUACUGGGUGCUAAUUAUCAGUGCAGGACUGUACCUCCAUCGCAAUGGCUGUGAAAGAAGUAUCUGCUUUUCUGUUUAUCCUUAGUCUUGUGCUGUUUCCCAAGUACAGUACCAGCAAUAGUACUCUUUGCAAUCCACUGCCUGUUAAUGCAAACAUCCGUGAGAAUAUUUUGAUAGAUGUGAACCCCACAGCACUUACUGACAAUACAGUCUAUACAGUUCAUGUGACCUUUAAUGGAACUGCUAUCAGUACACUGAUUCUAGAGGCUCUAUCAAACGACAGUAGAGUGGGAAAUUGGCAAGGCGGAGAUUGUGUUCAAGAUAGUGGAUUUGUUUCUAAUACAUCUAUAGAAUGGACGUCACCCGCAAACCUGUCAUCUGUUACGAUAAAUGCUUUUAUCAUCACGGUGGAUGGAAACUUCACAGCUUCUAAAGUUCUAAAUGCUAUACCACCUACAGCAGGAAAUAACACAUCCAACGCUACAACUGCAGAACCAGGAACAGUAGGAAAUGCAACAUCUAGUGUUACAACAGCAGUACCAGGAACAGGAAAUACAACAACAGUACCAGGAACAGGAAAUACAACAACAGGAUCUACAACAACAGCUACACACACAACAAGCACUGGUUCAGCAACGCACCCCAGUUCUAUGCUUAUGGCUCUUAUUCAGACAUUUGGUUUGUUUGUGAUCACUAGCCGUCUUCUAUCAUAAGCGAAAUCUAAGAGAACUCCAUAAGUACUUACGGACAUAAUUAGAACUUGUAUCUCUGUAUUUUUAAGUGUAUCAUAAUAAGAAGACUUGGAAAAGUUAACAUCAAGAAUGUUCUUUGUAACAAUGGACCAACUUCCGUUAAAGAGUAAAAAUUGUCCACUACAUUUAAUAAUUAAAAGUAUAAUCAGUUCUGUGUGA